GUGCCGUCAGGGAGCAGGACAUGGGAAUCACCAUGGCUCCGACGAUGCGGGUGCUGCCUCUCAGCUGCCUGAUGCUGCUCCUGCUCUGGAGAGCCCCGGGUACGGAUGCCCAGGCAGGUCAGGACUUCAAGGUGCAGCAACCCCAGCCCAAGGUGUCGGUGACAGCGGGGGAGAUGCUCACCCUGACCUGCACCAUGUCCAGAGACGGUCCCGCUGGUGCCGUGAAGUGGCUGAAGGGCUGGGGCAGUGGGAACGAGACCGUUUAUGACCAGACGGCCUCCUUCCCCCGCGUGACGAGGGCAGUGAGUGGGUCCGACACAGACUUCAGCAUCCACAUCAGGGAUGUUCGCCUCGAGGAUGCCGGCAUCUAUUACUGCGUGAAGUUCCGCAAAGCGCUGGGCGGUGUUGAUGAG
Gymnogyps californianus (California condor) is the source of this 413-nucleotide messenger RNA. Its product is annotated as tyrosine-protein phosphatase non-receptor type substrate 1-like. The transcript is spliced from 2 exons. The record is from RefSeq and is a predicted model, not a curated record. Gene Ontology annotation, cellular component: plasma membrane. The annotation marks the transcript as partial. NCBI's taxonomy places the organism in Eukaryota, Metazoa, Chordata, Aves, Accipitriformes, Cathartidae.